AUGGGAAUUAAAGUUCGUAAGCCUUUUUGCCUUAGUUUCAAGCGAGUGCCUACACCUUUGAAGAUGCUUUGUGACAACGUUUCUGGUACUCUCGUGCUUUCCGAGUCUCUUAACAAGUUAAUCAGCUUGGUACGAACCAAAGUGGAUGAAGCGCUUACCAUGAUCCGGUUUUAUGAUCCUUUACUGCAUUGCUUUACUUAUUGGGACUUCCAGUUGGUUCCCACAUUGGAGGAAUUUCCCUCCAUUUUAGGAUUACCGGUACUUGAUCAGAUGCCUUAUACUGGUGAAGAAGAGACUCCCAAGUUGGAAGAUGUUGUUGCUGCGUUGCAUUUGCCUCGAUCCGAAAUCAAGAAGGUUUGGGUGAAUAAAGGAGAAUAUACUGGUUUACCGAUUGACUUCUUGUAUAGUCAAGCUGACAUCUUAAUUAAUGCUGCAAGUAUGGAUGCUCUUGAAAAAGUCCUCGCUUGCCUAAUCUAUGGGAAAGUAUUGGUCCCUCGUUAUGACAAAAUUGUGGAUGUGAUUGCUCUUAAGAUCUUCAUUAGUAACAAUCUGAAUGAAGAAGGUUUGACUUGGGCUCAAAGAAUCAUCAGGCUUUCUUACGACGAUGUUAUUUGGAGUCAAAAAGAGUUUGAAGGAUCUUAUUUAUUUGAUAGUUUUGGAGAUUUCCCGAAUGUACCUCUUCUUGGUACUCGAGGGGGAAUAACUUAUAAUCCUAUUCUGGCUCGACAUCAAUUUGGUUUCGCUCUAAAAGACAAGCCUCAUUCCAUAUAUCUUAGUGCGGAAAAUUUUGAUUAUGAUUCAGACCCUACUGGAAAAAAGAAGCUGUUCAUCAAAGCUUGGUCCAAGGUGAAGAAUGUACGGGUAAGAGAAUUAGGAUUGAGGAAUCACAUCCCUUCAGAUCUUUAUUUUAAAUGGGUUUAUGAUCGAGUGGAUGAGUAUGGCAUACCAUAUUCAUCUGAUACUCCUAUAGUUCCAAGGAUUACUCCUCCCGUCAUUCAUGUGGAAGUAGAACCUUAUGUACCCGCUCCCGACGAAGACCUUGUUGCCACCAUUGCUUUCCUAAGACAAGAAAAAGCUGAUCUCGAAAAGCGCCUACAUGAAGUGGAAGCAGAAAAAGCAGUAAUGGCGGCCAAUGCCAAAGACCGUGAUAGCAUGCUUGAGUACUUUUCCCGCAAGUGGAAGAUUGAAGACUUUCUCUCUCCCGAUCAGAUACAAUCAUGGGAACAAGAGAUUGAUAGGCUUGUCCAAUAG
Molecule: messenger RNA, 1251 nt
Organism: Vicia villosa (hairy vetch)
Lineage: Eukaryota; Viridiplantae; Streptophyta; Magnoliopsida; Fabales; Fabaceae
Exons: 2
Coding region: 1-1251 (416 amino acids)
Source: RefSeq, a predicted model, not a curated record